AGCUUCACUCGUUCACACAUUGACCAAUCUACAAGAUCCUCGCCGUCAUAAUAUCUCACCAGCGCAGAGACGGGCUAGCCAAUCCACCGAGGCACCAUAAUAUUCCGCAUCCAUCUCAUCUCGUCCUCCCUGUCGAGUCCGAACCGAGAAGCCCGGCAGGGCAUCGCACCGCACCGCACAAUCUCCCAAGAUGGGUGUCGUAAAUAUAGUCAACAUGUGCUCGCACCUACAAAAUGCGUCGCGAGCCCGUCUAGGCCUAACCUCCGUCCCGCACACAAAAUACAACCUCUCCCUAGCCAUAGCCCUAUACCGAGGCGGCUACCUCUCCUUCGUCACCCGCGGCGGCACUCAACCCCCCGAUCCCGCUACCAUCUCGACCUUUGAGCCCGCGCCCUUGACCGACGCCAACGUCGCCCGCCAGCGCCUAUGGGUCGGUCUCAAGUACAAUGCUACUGCGGGCGGCGAGCCCGUUAUGGGAUCGAUCAGCCCUAUAACUACGCCCAAGAGGCCCGUUACCGCUAAGUUGGCUAAGUUGGAGCGCCUCGCGCGGGGUUUCGAUUCGCAUCCUCAUCGGGCCUUGAAUAUCGGCGAGACCAUUAUCCUGACUACGAGUCUGGGCACCAUGGAUAUCCGCGAGGCCGUCGAGCGCAAGGUUGGAGGUUUGUUGCUGUGCCGGGUAGGCCCGUGAUCUACCGCCUCAUCUGGUUCGUUUAGACGCUCCUAGGGCUGUCUGCUUGUGGUUGGCGGGAGUAGCAUCGCCGCUGUUUGCGCAUUCUGGGUGGGGAAGUUGGUAGGAAGUACCAAGAACGAGAUGAAUCGACAGAACGAGUCGUGUUAAAGAAUGGGAUGAGGGGAUGAGACUAUGAGCCGACACCCUCAUCUUGUGUCUCGUAUGCUACACGCGUGGCCUCGAAUUCUAGAGUUAUAUGAUGGCCAACGUUCUGUAGACGAAAUAUAAAACGAACAAGCAGACAGGGGGUAGCAGAAAGACUUCAUGUAUAUAAAGCAAGGGAACAUAGGCAUCGGCUGCUUGCCUGUGUACUUGAUUGUACUAUAUCUACUCGCAUAUCAUAAAAUAUCUGAUGACACACG
This is a messenger RNA of Daldinia vernicosa, 1092 nucleotides long. RefSeq names its product ribosomal protein S8. The record is from RefSeq and is a predicted model, not a curated record. Gene Ontology annotation, molecular function: structural constituent of ribosome. Gene Ontology annotation, biological process: translation. Gene Ontology annotation, cellular component: ribosome. The transcript has a single exon. The coding region runs from base 191 to 688 and encodes 165 amino acids. Lineage: Eukaryota; Fungi; Ascomycota; Sordariomycetes; Xylariales; Hypoxylaceae.